This is a messenger RNA of Stylonychia lemnae, 1332 nucleotides long. The record is from the annotation of a GenBank genome assembly. Lineage: Eukaryota; Ciliophora; Spirotrichea; Sporadotrichida; Oxytrichidae.
AUGUUGACUAUUUAAGAUUGGAUAAUUUUACAGCAAGGAGGAAAUGCACAUACAUAAACUAGUUCACCAGAAAUAUAUGUAGAAGACAAUAAAGCCUGGUUUAGGAUAGGAAUCACUAAAAACUUAACUUCGUAUACAGUAUUUCACAAUCUUAAGCCUGUAAUCUAAAAAGACGAUCAAAUAUUCAGUGAUAUCUAAAGGCAGAAAUGCAAUCGAUUUUCUAUAAAAGAAGAAUUAAUGGAUACAUAAUACUAUGCUAGGAGACAAAUUGACUAUCCUAGAUAUUAGAAUAUCACUACUGCUGAUACCCAGAGUAAAAGUCUUAGAAUCGAAACUCCAAUCGUAUUACCUGGAAUCCUAAGAUAAGUUGAAAGUUAUACAGUUGAAUUCUGGGUGUAAUUCAAAGUUCUGCCAGAAUAACCUAUUUAGCUAUUUGGUGAGUGUGAAACUGCGGCUAUAUGCUCUGAUAUGCAAAUUUCCUUAAAAGUUUAAAAUACACCUUUUUUAAAGCAUAAAGUCGCUACUAGCUACGAAUCUAGCUGGUUAUUUACCUUGGGUGAAACUCCAAAUUUUUUGACUUGGAAUUACUUAGCCUUUUCCUUUAUUGGUGAAUCAGAUAUUAAUUAUUACAGAUUUAUACUCAACUCGAUUAUAAAAGAAGAAUCUAGAACUGAAUCUACAACUGAUUAGUCUUAUAAUAACUAUGGAAAAAUACCGAUCAAAAAUUAAAACAAAAUUUGGGAUGACAUAUUACUUACUCUGUGCUACAACGGAACUUAUUACGACAUAAAUACAUAGUCUUGUAGUUAAUAAGUAAAUGAAAUUGAAUAUAUUAUAAAGAUGACUGGCACGACAAAUCUCGGUUAGAGAGGUAUCACAGUUUCUUGUGAUAAAGCUUUUAUUAUUGAGUUUUGGAUAUUAGCUUUAUCAAACAGUACUUAAAAUAGAAUUAUAAAAAUUAAAGAUGGAUCAUUAUUCGAUUAAAACUAUGUGUAUUACACUGCAUAAAAUGAUCUAGGAUAUCUUAAGAGCUAAUAAGCUCCAUUUUAAUUACUAAAUGAUAAAAUAAAUCCUUCUCAAUGGAACCAUUUCAUAUAUCUGUUGACAAACAGAAAAGCUAGUUUUUAUUUCAAUCAGCAGUAUGUUUAAGACAUUCAAGGAGAUGCUUCAAUUAAUGCUUAAAAAAUUUAUCUUUGCUAGGAAGGCUUAUUUCAAGGCUAUCUCAAAGAGUUAAGAUUCUACUCAGAUUUUAGCGAUGAAAACUGUUUGUCGAAAGUGGGUCUUCUACCUUGCAAUAAGAUAAGUUCAUAUUUAAUCAUGCUCUUAAGGUGA